AUGCAGCCUUCCGAGAUACCGCUACUCCCCACCGACCUUGGCCUGGAUACGUUGUCACGACCGGCCUCGGUGUUGAUGCAGGUUCUCUCGCUGCUCAACCACGGUCCUAUCCCGGAAUACUUGCUGAACCACGAAGAAGGACAUCUAUUGAUCGAGGAAUACCCCCCUGCCGACCGCUUAGAUAAUGAGGUGAUACCAGACUUGUUCCAGAAAAGGCUUAUCCGUCGCGAUGAGGAUACCAAGGUGGUCUCGGUUUAUCCACUGGUACGAGAAACUGUACGUCAAAGGAUGGACAAGGAUGAGCUCAGUACCUCGUUCCAAAUCGCAGUGGUAUUGCUAAAUGCCCACUGGGAGUACGACCGGUACGCCGCCUUUGAGAGCCGGGUAAUCGACUGGGGAGUUGCCGGCAUUGUCGUACCCCACGUUAUUAGACUUGCGAAACAUUUCCAGUCGCAUGAGCCGACGCUUCCCCCUGCGUCCCUCGGUCUAUUCAUGUCCCUGGUCACCCGUGUUAGCAUAUGCUUACAAGAGCGGGCAAACUGGGGUGAGUCUGUCGAGUUGGCCAAAACGGCUCUCCAUUCUUUGCAGAACCACCAAGAUACAUUGGGAGAGCAGUACGCGGAUGCUCUCAUGUGUCUCUCCCGCGCCUACCACUCUCUCGGCGACUGGGUGGAGGGUAUCACAUACGCCCAACUUCACUUCAAGCAGCGGCUUCUGGUAGAAAAUAGAAAACCAAGAGCAGAGCAGGACGACUUUUCCCGGGCCAUGGCCUACACUGAGCUCUCCCUUUCUUGGGUUCUGAACGACGAUUACGACGAGGCCAUCACUCUCGCUCUCCAAGGGCGAGAGAUACUCGAGAAAACCCCGGAGUUCCUCGAGGGCAAGUACUGGCCGCACUGGGCAGACUACCAUCAUGCCUGGGCCCUUAUUGGGUUGGGCAGGGCCGAAGAAGCCCGACCCAUAUUGACCAAGAUGCUUGAAUGGCGAAGGAGCAAGUACGGCGAUGACGAUACGGAGUCCAUGAAAACGGCAUAUGCUCUUCAAAUCUUAGGUGUCGUGAACGAAAAGACCGGCGACAUUGACGCGGCCAUCUCCACGUGGGAGCGAUCACUCGAGCUCUACCGCAAAGCAGAAGGCGACAGCUCGUUCCGCGCCAACCAGGUGCGGGUCAAGCUUGGGGAGUAUUACGGCAAGCGGGGCGAGAUCGAUAUGGCGGCCAUCACGUUCAAGAUCGCUCUCGAUUACUUCACGGGCGAGAAAUACCACAAAGCCGAGCGAGCACGCGCCUCGUUCAAGCAAUCGGUGUUCUUUGAGUCGAUCGGACAAGAGUACGGUGCUGCGGAUGCGAGACGAGAGGCGGAGCGGAUGUUUCUCGAGGUCUGCAUCGAUGGGAAAGGGGUAAACCUGGGCCAUUUUUAUCCGCCACUGACGCUGGCUGAUUAUGAUGCUAUUGUUAUGAUCAUGUCCCGAUAA
Dichotomopilus funicola is the source of this 1473-nucleotide messenger RNA. RefSeq lists its product as uncharacterized. Gene Ontology annotation, molecular function: protein binding. The transcript has 4 exons. Lineage: Eukaryota; Fungi; Ascomycota; Sordariomycetes; Sordariales; Chaetomiaceae. The coding region runs from base 1 to 1473 and encodes 490 amino acids. The record is from RefSeq and is a predicted model, not a curated record.